UCUAAUUAAGUUUACUGAUUUUAUAUAAAAUAUUAUACACAAUGUUGUGUUACUCGUGCAACGAUGAUAUUUUUGAAGAAGACUCUAUAGAAUGUACUUCCUGCAAUGAGUUUUUUCAUUUUAUGUGUGUGAGUUUGAAAGAGGUAACUUUUCGCAAAAUGUCGAAACUAGCAAAAUCAAAAUGGACCUGCUCUAAGUGCAAGUACAUGGACAAAAAAGAUUCUCCACCACAGAUUAAAACUUUACAAACAAAUAAAAACACCUCUACUGAUAAUAACUUUAUAAAUUUAACUGAAUCAGUAAAUUUCAUGAGUGAUAAAUUUGACAGUUUUGGUGAACAAUUGAAAGAAAUAUUAUCGGAAAUGAAACAAAUGAGGGAGGAGAAUCGAGAGCUAAAAAACCAAAAUAUUAAGUUUAAAAAUGAAAUCACUUUAUUGGGAAAUCGUAUUAAUAUCUUGGAACAGAAGGCUUUGGAUAACUUUAUUGAGGUCAUCGGUAUUCCCGAAAUUCAAAAUGAAGUCUGCGCGGACACAGCAAAAUUAAUUUUGGCUAAAUUGAAUGAAGAAUCGUCGGUGAAAAAGGCUUUUCGGGUUCAAUCUAGAGACUCAAAGAAACCAAGGAAGUUAGUAAUUGAAGUAAACACACCACAAUGCAGUUCCAAAAUCAUAUCUAGUUCAAAAAUCCAAAAACCAAGAGGAAUCACAUUUCAUGAUCAAUGGGGUAACGAGCCAAUAUACGUAAAUAAUUUUUUAACUCUGUAUAAUAGAAAUUUACUGUUUAAAACAAAGGAUUUCGCUCGAGAGGCCGGUUUUAAAUACGUAUGGUUUAAAAACUCAAAAUUAUUUAUAAAGAAAAACGAAAAUCAUAAAGCAGUUCUCAUUGAAAAUGAAUCAUCUUUAUCUUUAUUAUAAAUAAUCUUUU
This is a messenger RNA of Sipha flava (yellow sugarcane aphid), 921 nucleotides long. RefSeq lists its product as uncharacterized. The coding region runs from base 42 to 911 and encodes 289 amino acids. The record is from RefSeq and is a predicted model, not a curated record. The transcript has a single exon. Lineage: Eukaryota; Metazoa; Arthropoda; Insecta; Hemiptera; Aphididae.